AUGGACGAUAGAAUGCAAGCACAAAUUCGUUCGUGGUUGGAAGAGGAUUCUGGUGAUGAGUUGGAUGCAGAUCUUGAAAAUGGGGAACAAUAUCGUGUUGACACCAUAGAAAGCGAUAGUUCUGUCAUCCGUAGUCCUCACGAAACUGAUACGGAGCAUUCGUCGGAUGAAAACGAUGCUGAUAUUUCUACUCCCGCGACUUAA
Molecule: messenger RNA, 204 nt
Organism: Parnassius apollo (apollo)
Lineage: Eukaryota; Metazoa; Arthropoda; Insecta; Lepidoptera; Papilionidae
Source: the annotation of a GenBank genome assembly